Magallana angulata is the source of this 1239-nucleotide messenger RNA. Its product is annotated as mediator of RNA polymerase II transcription subunit 30-like. Gene Ontology annotation, biological process: positive regulation of DNA-templated transcription. Gene Ontology annotation, molecular function: transcription coregulator activity. Gene Ontology annotation, cellular component: mediator complex. The coding region runs from base 108 to 806 and encodes 232 amino acids. The record is from RefSeq and is a predicted model, not a curated record. The transcript is spliced from 6 exons. NCBI's taxonomy places the organism in Eukaryota, Metazoa, Mollusca, Bivalvia, Ostreida, Ostreidae.
UUUUGGUCGGCGACUAUCAAUUGAAAACAAUGACAAUGUAAAGGGAUAUUGACAGCAGACUAGAUAAAAACAUUGUAUCUUUUGAGUAUUCACAAACCUUUGACCCAAUGGCCAACCCAGGGCAUCAAUAUGGUCAUUCCAUGAUGUCCCAGCCAAGCAUGGGGCAACAAUACCCAGCAAGCACAAUGGCAAGCCAGCAGCAGCAACAACAGCAGCAACAAGGCAUGAUGACCAAUCAGCACAGCAUGAUGGGAGUCCAGCAAACUCAACAAGGCAUGAUGGGACAUCAGCCCCAGACGUCAGCACCUCAGCAGGUACAACCAAUGAUGUCUCCUACUAAAGAGAUCAACGGGGUGAGCAUGUGCAAAAAAGGACAGGAAUAUGUACAGGAGCUAUUCCAGAAAAUGCAUGACAUUUUUAAAUACAUGACAACAAAAGCAAACCAGCUACCUAAUGGCAUCAACUGUAGUGUUCAGAUGGCCACGGAGAGGAGGGCAAAGGUCGCGGAGCAGAUUGAACAUCUCACCAUGCUGUUCAAGAAAAUCCGACUGUUUUAUGACAAUGUGAACGAGAUGUGUCCCGAUGACCCUGAUGAUGAUGUUUUGGUGGCAGUAAUGGGGCAACCAUUUGAAGAAAAGUUUACACCAAGUCCUGACUCAUGUUUUAAGUACAAAAUUGGAAAAGAAGAAAACAGAGAAAUGGUAGAACAACUUAGACUGAAGAACCGGCAGUUGAAGGCUAUUAUUGAUCAGAUGAGGACCAUUAUCUGGGAAAUCAACACAAUGAUUGUGAUGAGAAAAACUUGAUGCUAGAGAUUCUAGUAACUACAUGUAAAUCUGACUCCUGACCUGGCAAUUGUAUCUAGCAGCGACUCAAAUGUCAGUUGUGCAGCUUCAAGAACAUUUAGUCAGGUACUUUUGUGCUGAUCAUCAAACAGAGAGAACUACAACUGAUAAUGGAUAUCUAGAUCUGGUAUACCCUGACUGAUACAUGUACAUAGAAACAACAAUUGUUUAAGUUUUGUAUGUCAUUUAUUGUCUUGUCAUGCUGUGAAUCAUUAAUAAACAUCACAACAGCUGAAGUGGUAUUGUUUCUUUUUGCAAACAAAUGUAAUCUGGUUGACAACUAUGGACAAGUUUUCUUUGUAAAUAUUUUUUCAGUAUAUCUAUAACAAUGUAUAAACAUUACAAGUUGACAAUGUUUGUAAAAAAUCCAAACAACAAUAUGUAUUUUUUUUUU